Messenger RNA from Carica papaya (papaya), 1014 nucleotides. NCBI's taxonomy places the organism in Eukaryota, Viridiplantae, Streptophyta, Magnoliopsida, Brassicales, Caricaceae. The record is from RefSeq and is a predicted model, not a curated record.
AGGUGAGAAAAAAGGAAAAAAAAAUUUCGACUACCGUACGAUCACCCACAGAUUCCGCUCCGUGAACCCUCUCAUUCUCCAUCUCUGCACCAAAAACGAACCCUAAAAUCAUCUUCGCCACUCUGAUCGUCUUCCAAAUUUUCAAUCUAUUCAGUUUCUACAAAAUCACCGGCUUUUUGUUUCUCAAUUUUGCCCCAAUCUUUUACGUCACUGACCUCCGUGCCCCCUCCCACCAAAGAAUCAAAACUCGCUGUCUCCCUUUCGUUCUUCAUCCUCAGCUCGAACGCCAUCGGUUUAAUUAUCGGAUUACGGAAUUUUCAUCGCAAUAUCUUCAUAUUGUCUUUGGAAAAAUCGGAUGGUUUUGAGGGCUCAUAGAAACUAGUAAAUAUAAUCAUGGGGAGCAGUGAAAUGGAUAAAGCAGCAAAAGAAAAGGAGGCUAAGACACCCCCUGCUGCUACUACCACACAGGAGCAGGCAUCAACCACUAGCACCGGCACUGUAAACCCCGAUUGGUCGGGAUUUCAGGCAUAUUCUCCUAUACCACCACAUGGUUUCUUGGCAUCAAGUCCCCAAGCUCACCCAUAUAUGUGGGGGGUUCAGCACAUUAUGCCUCCUUAUGGAACCCCACCUCAUCCUUAUGUUGCAAUGUAUCCCCAUGGUGUAUAUGCUCACCCUUCUAUGCCUCCGGGUUCUUAUUCUUUCAGUCCUUUUGCUAUGCCUUCUCCAAAUGGCAUUGCUGAGGCUUCUGGAAAUGCUCCUGCCAGCAUGGAGGCAGAUGGUAGGCCAUCUGAUUUGAAGGAAAAAUUGCCCAUUAAAAGAUCAAAAGGAAGUUUGGGCAGUUUGAACAUGAUUACGGGAAAGAACAAUGAGCUUGUGAAAACAUCAGGGCCAUCUACUAAUGGAGUUUAUUCCAAAAGUGCCGAGAGUGCAAGUGAAGGUACGAGUGAAGGAAGUGAUGCAAACUCUCAGAAUGUAAGUGCCAUUCAACUGUAUAUGUUUACGGAUUUUGAUUGA